Messenger RNA from Pediculus humanus corporis (human body louse), 3705 nucleotides. RefSeq lists its product as uncharacterized. The record is from RefSeq and is a predicted model, not a curated record. Lineage: Eukaryota; Metazoa; Arthropoda; Insecta; Psocodea; Pediculidae. The coding region runs from base 1 to 3705 and encodes 1234 amino acids. The transcript is spliced from 5 exons. Gene Ontology annotation, cellular component: extracellular matrix. Gene Ontology annotation, biological process: cell adhesion; extracellular matrix organization. Gene Ontology annotation, molecular function: cell adhesion molecule binding.
AUGAUGGAUGCACUUAUGGUUAUUCAGUUUCCAGGGCCGAGAGCAUUUCGUGAUUCAUCGGAUUUGGUACCUCUUCAACAAUCUCAUAUAUUAGGAAAUUUUCAUCAUAGAUUUCACCCGACGAGGCCAACAUUUCACUUCGGUGUUAAUUCUCCAUCGAUUUAUAAUCAACAAUCUCAUCAAUUCGUACCACCUCAACAACAACAACAACAGCAGCAACAGCAACAGCUCAAUCAAAGAAAUUUACAACAAAAUAUACAAUUGAAUUCUCCCGGAUUACGUCAAAACGUUGGUUUAAAUCAAAAUUCGGAUUUGGUCAAUCAAAAUUUUAAAUCGUUGCCCCCUAUAACAAAAUCAAACGUUCCUUUCGGUUCCUCUAAUCAAGAUCCAUCGAUAAAAGACGCAUAUCCAAGCAAUGCUCCCCACACUUUAAAAUUUUCAAUAUCUUCACAAAAUUAUAAUCCAAAUCAGGGUAAACAAUUUUCAAAUUCUGUAUCAUCUCAACCGAAAUUAAAUAAUCAAUUUAUCCAAGGAAGAGGUUUAGGAGUAUCUCAAGUUCAACCCACUAGGCCAACAACUAAUCAUUUAUCAUCGGUAAAUGUUCAACAACAACAACAAACGAGUCAGUACAACACUGGUCAAAAAGUUCAACAAACAUUUUAUCAAAAUCCUAAUACCUAUUCUAAACCUGUACCGACUUUUAAUCCUCCCACUUCGAAUUCUUUACCUCAACAACCUUUUAACACGAUUCAAUCAUCAAAUUUAAGAACAACUCAACAAUCGAAUGAAUUAUUAUCGACAAACACAUUUUCAAACAAACAAGUUUUAACGAAUAAUGUUAAUUUUAAUUUGAAUUCUCAACCUCAUCAUAUUUCUCCUCUUCUCAAUUCACAAAUCAGAACAAAUUCGGAAUUUAAAACAAAUACCAAUUUAAUACAACAACAGCAAAAAACUAAUGUGGAACCACCAGUUUUACCAACAAAUUUUAGAUUUCCAACUGAUCCAACUCAGCAAACUUUUCAAAGAACCAAUUUGUUAGGAAACCAACAAUUGUAUCAAAAUAAUAAUAAUAAUAAUAAUAACAAUCAACAAUUAGGACAAUUUAAUUACCCGUCGGUGCCAUCAAAUUUUGAACAACAAGUAACGGAACAACCUCGACUUUUAUCAUCUCAACAACAAAUAUUAAAAUCUCAACCGCCAUCGGUUGUUCCUCCUUUCAGUUCGACUUUACCCGAUUUAACAGGUAGAAAAUUGGCUUUUGAAAAAGCACAAAAUCAUUUACAUCUUGCCCUUAACGAAAAAUACUUGAGCACACCACUUACAAAUAUCAUUCCGACAUCUUCUCCGAGUAAAGAAACUUUCACGACAGCACCAGCUUAUACGAAACCUAAACCCGUCGUGAAAGAAAUAACGAUUAAUUUAAACGAUCAUAAAAUAUCCGGAGAUGGUUUACCACCGCAAUUGUAUAUAAAAGACACACGUCAAAAAGAAUAUCAAGAAAUAAAGAGUUCGAAAGAAGGAGGUAAAGAACAGAAUAAAAAAGAAAAAACACAAGAAGAACUUAUAAACGAACAAAUUCAUAAACUUUUACAAAGUCAUAAUUUGGAAAUAGUUGGAAAAGAUAACGAAGCUCAAACAAAUUCACAAGAAGCUCAAUUAUCAAAAGUGUCUGAACAAUUUCAAAAAUACAAUUAUAGCGUUCAACUUUUAAACAGCGGCGGAUUGUUAAGCGAAAGCAAAGUUAAACCAACAGUUGCUCCAGAAUUACCACCUCUUCCCGAUUUACCGGAACAUAUUAAAAAACAAUACGACAUAAAAUUGGUUCAUAAAGAUGAUUUACUCAAACAGUUUGAUUUAUCAGGAGAUCAUAAUUUAGGAAAUGAUUCUUCUAAAUUGUUUAUAGCAAAUGGACAAAAAUUAGAAAUUGUACAAUUUUCCAAAGAUGGAAUAAUGGAUAAAAUUCCAAUUGGUACUAAGAAUGCGGUUAGAGAACCAACGACUACGGCUAAACCUCCAAAACUUUUAUUCGAAGAAUUGACCAAAGAAGUCAUACCUCCUGGAGCUAAUUUUGAAUUAAUCAAACAUAAGGGAGAUGGUCAAGUGGAAAAAGUUAAUGAUUUCACGGGUGGGAAAAAAGUUACAUUUGUUUUCUUAGAGGAACAAGAAGAUGGUUCGGUUAAAAUUCAAGGAGUUAAAGGAAAUGGUAAUCAAGAUGCUGAUGGUAAUGAAGUUGAUUCGUUAAUUAAAAAAAUUAAAAAUGGUUCUCUAAAACUUCCGCCAUCUUUAAAAUCAAAAGAAAUAAGUGAUGUUUAUGGUUCGUCAACGGAAAAACUUUUGGCAUCUCCGACGGCAACCGUUAAUUCCAGGUCUAUUCAAAACCUUCCAUCCUUGUCUCCCAAUUACGUCGAAAAAGAAUAUUUAUCUAAUCAAAGACCCACAACUGAAUUUACUUUCAACGGUCCAUCACUUUAUUCUGCAGAUGUGACUUCGAAAUUUACACCAUCCUAUUACGAAACCACUCCUCAACCUCCUACUACCUUUUCACCCAACUUAAAUUACGUCAGAUCAACAACCGUUAAAACUCAAGAAAAAUUUAGAACGCGUUUUACUCCAACCGUACCUAGUUUAGACACUUUCACUCCAACAUUUGGAUCCCGAAGAAUAAAACCAACAAUUUCUUCGAGAAUACAAAGUCCAGAAACGGCAAGACUAUCGCAAACAGGAUCUCUUUUAGACUCUCAAUCAGAAUUUUCCGACUAUAGUAAUUCAGAAAUAUUAAGUCACAGAUCUACGGAAUACAGAGGACAAAAACUUAGAAUACCUCAGGAUGUGGUAGCCGAAGAAUCAAAUAUAAAUGCCGUUCGACCACUUAAUGAAGUACUUAAAGUAAAUGGUUUGAACGAAAUGGCCAAAUUUCUCGAACAAUCUGGUUUGGAUACGAUUCUUAACGAAACAGGUCCUUACACAAUAUUCGUACCAACGGAUAAAGCAUUUAAAAAAUUAGAAACACAAUUAGGAGGCCCAGAUAAAGCAGAAGAAAAAUUUCGUGAAAAUCCUAGACUUUUAAGCGGUUUGCUUUUACAUCACGUUGUUCCCGGAUCGUUUAGGGUUGAAGAUCUUCAAGAUGAAAUGACCGGCGUUAGUUUAGCCGGAACUCAACUUCGUGUAAACACAUAUUUUACCGAUAAAAAACAAUCCAAGGAAAAUAAUAUAGUUACCGUUAAUGGAGCAAAAAUAAUGAGCGAAAGUCAAAAUAUAGUUGUGCCACAAGGAUUGGCUCAUACAAUCGAUAAAGUUUUAUUUCCACUUCCCAUCGGUGACAUUUUUCAAACAUUAAAAAGUGAUAGAGAAAAAAGAUUUACAAAAUUUAUAAAGGCAUUAGAACAUUCUGGACUUUCUGAUUUACUAACAGGUGUGAAAACUUAUACCGUUUUCGCUCCUACCGAUAAAGCAUUUUCAGUUUUAACGGAUUCAGAAUUGGACAAAUUAUUAACCAAUCAGGAAGCUGCAAAAACAAUAGCUCUUAGACAUAUAGUACCAGGUACUUUGUACACAGCCGGAAUGAAUUAUUAUCAAGUAAUGGAUUCUAUGGAACCUGGACAAAAAGUAGUCAUUAAGAAAGAAAUAGCAAAUUCGGCUCAGAUCACAACAGGAAAUAUUCCAGCAACAAAUGGAGUCAUUCACGCUGUGGAAACACUUCUAUAG